Messenger RNA from Haliotis rufescens (red abalone), 1729 nucleotides. Its product is annotated as N-sulphoglucosamine sulphohydrolase-like. The transcript has 7 exons. Gene Ontology annotation, molecular function: arylsulfatase activity. The coding region runs from base 54 to 1631 and encodes 525 amino acids. The record is from RefSeq and is a predicted model, not a curated record. Lineage: Eukaryota; Metazoa; Mollusca; Gastropoda; Lepetellida; Haliotidae.
UCUGUCUGUGAUAACUAUGUAGGACGACAUAACUAGCAAGCUGUGUGAUAGGGAUGUCAGCUGUUGGGAUGGGGGCGCUACAAAUACUACUUCUAACUUACGUACUGCUCGUCAAUUUCACCCACAGUGAGUCCAAGAAAAAUGUCGUCCUUAUAUUUGGUGACGAUGCCGGCUUCCAGAUGGGCGCCUACAACAACACGGCCUGCAAGACGCCAAACUUCGACAAGCUGGCCGCCAGGAGUAUCGUCUUCAAACAUGGCUACACCUCCGUCAGCAGCUGCUCGCCCAGCAGAUCCGUGCUCCUGACAGGGUUGCCCCAACAUCAGAACGGCAUGUACGGCCUUCAGCACGAGCCCCACCACUUCAGCUCCUUGGACGCUGUCCAGAGUUUACCGGUCAUACUGGACACAGCUGGAAUACGCACGGGUAUCAUUGGCAAGAAGCACGUGGCGCCGGACACAGUGUACAAGUUUGACUAUGCCCAGACGGAGGAGAAUAAUGACAUGAACCAGGUGGGGAGGAACAUCACCUACAUGAGGAACUACGUCAGACAGUUCCUCCAGCAGAAGGAUGACAGGCCAUUUUUCCUGUAUCUGGCUUUUCACGACCCUCACCGAUGUAACAACAUUCCCCUGUACGGGCAGUUCUGUGAGAAAUUCGGGAACAGGCAGCCUGGCAUGGGGGUCAUCCCUGACUGGACACCGUCUUACUACAAGCCGGAAGAUGUGGAGGUUCCUUACUUUCUGCCGGACACGCUCACCACCAGGCAGGACCUGGCGAAUAUGUACACUACGUACAGCAGGAUGGACCAAGGUAUUGGGUUGUUUUUGGGCGAGUUGGAAGCCGCAGGUCACAUGAACGACACUCUCAUCCUCUACACGGCAGACAACGGUAUUCCCUUCCCUGGCGCCAAGACCAACCUGUAUGACCCGGGGCAGGGGGAGCCUAUGAUGAUCUCAUCGCCUCUACACAAGGAGUCUUGGGGCACAGUAUCUGACGCCCUCGGUAGCACUAUGGACUUUACGCCAACGAUACUCGACUGGUUUGGCGUGAACUACCCUCAGUACAACAUGCUGGGCAGGAAGGUGCAGCUGACCGGCAAGUCCCUCCUCCCAGUGACUGUCAACCCCGACACCACGGCGGAAGACUUCACCUACGUCUUCUCUAGUCAUGACCUGCACGAAGUCACCAUGUACUACCCCAUGAGAGUUCUCCGGACCACGACGUGGAAGCUCAUCCACAAUUUAAACUUUGAAGCUCCGUAUCCGAUCGCCGUCGAUUGCUACCAGUCGCCUUCCUACCUUGAGAUCAUCAACAAGACCAUGGCUGGACAGAAGACAGGUUGGUUCAGAGAUCUAGAGCACUACUACUACAGAGACCAAUGGGAACUGUUCCACCUUGACAGUGACCCUAUGGAACUGAUCAACUUGGCGUACACAUCUGAGUACAGGGAUGUGUUCACCAACAUGCAGAAUACGUUACUCAACUGGCAGAACGUCACAAAUGAUCCCUGGAUCUGUUCCCCGACAGGUGUGUUGGAGAAGGGGAAGUGUAUGACGUUGUUUAAUGGCGCCAAACAGUUCGGGAGGGAGAGGAGGUCCAGUGAGUUUCUUGGAGCAGGAAGUUUGUAGCAUGUCACGAAAGCUGUACUGUCAUCUUGAAAAUUAUGAACGUUAUGACAUUAUCAACUUAAUAGGAUAUAUUUCAAUAAAAAUAGAUGUGGACAUGA